CCGCGGCCGUCCCCGCCCGUUGUCAGUGGGCGUUUGGUUCUUUCGACCUCAAACGGAAGCGCGGAUCAGGACAGGGCUCCGCGCUCGGUGCCGCCGUUCCGGGACUCUCCGCCUUUCCCGCCGUGAGGCGUCACCCAACGCCGCUCCCAGGCACAAAAUGGCCGCCGCGGUGUGAGGGUGUGAGAGCGGGCGGGGCGGGAACUCUCGCGGGAUUUCGAGCUUAUCGCCCUAUCUCCUGGCGUGGGCGGCGCCGAGAUCUCGCGAGAGCUCGUGCCGCCCGGAGGAGCAUCAUGGCGGCGGCGUUGACGGCCGUGCAACGGAGGGUGAUGCGGGCCGCGCUACGGCCGCGCGCGGUGUGGCUGCCUCAGGCCGGGAUUUCCCACGCGGCUGAAAGGCUCCACCUCCCCCCCCAACGCAGCAUUCCCCCCCCCGCCAAGUACGGCGGGCGGCACACGGUGACGCUGAUCCCCGGCGACGGCAUCGGGCCCGAGCUGAUGCUGCACGUCAAGGAGGUGUUCCGGCACGCCUGCGUCCCCGUGGAUUUCGAGGAGGUUCGGGUGAGCUCGGAGGCGCCCGAGGAGGACGUGCAGAACGCGAUCACGGCCAUCCGGCGCAACGGCGUGGCGCUCAAGGGGAACAUCGAGACCAACCACAACCUCCCCCCCAGCCACAAAUCCCGCAACAACCUCAUCAGGACCAGCCUGGAUCUCUACGCCAACGUGAUUCACUGCCGGAGCCUGCCCGGGGUGGAGACGCGGCACCGGGACAUCGACAUCCUCAUCGUCAGGGAGAACACCGAGGGCGAGUACAGCUCCCUGGAGCACGAGGUGUGCCCCAAAAACACCCAAAAUCACCCCAAAAAUAUCCCCGAAACGUCCCAAAAAACCCCGCAAAAAUAUCCCAAAAUAUCCCCAAAAAUCCCCCAAAACAUCCUCAUCGUCAGGGAGAACACCGAGGGCGAGUACAGCUCCCUGGAGCACGAGGUGUGCCCCAAAAACACCCAAAAUCGCCCCAAAAGACAUCCCAAAAAUAUCCCAAAAACACCCAAAAAAUACCCCAAAAACAUCCCAAAAAACCCCGCAUUUCGGGGGAUUGAUCAGAUUGGGGAGGAUUGA
Lonchura striata (white-rumped munia) is the source of this 1115-nucleotide messenger RNA. The record is from RefSeq and is a predicted model, not a curated record. NCBI's taxonomy places the organism in Eukaryota, Metazoa, Chordata, Aves, Passeriformes, Estrildidae.